Messenger RNA from Antrostomus carolinensis (chuck-will's-widow), 829 nucleotides. Its product is annotated as nuclear prelamin A recognition factor-like. Lineage: Eukaryota; Metazoa; Chordata; Aves; Caprimulgiformes; Caprimulgidae. The transcript has 3 exons. The annotation marks the transcript as partial. The record is from RefSeq and is a predicted model, not a curated record.
GUUUGAUGAAGUAAAGGAGGGAGAUGUGGUAAGGCAUGAUGGGAAGAGAUCCGAUGGUUACCUGGAGCACAUUUUUAAACACGCUGCAAAGGAGCUUUUUGGCAUGGAUGUCAAGGAAAUCACCUACAAAGCAUUAAAGAACAAGGACUUUCAAGAAGUUACCCUUGAAAAGGAUGGUGAGACAGUGUUGCGUUUUGCAGCAGCUUAUGGCUUUAGAAAUAUCCAAAACAUGGUUCUGAAGUUGAAAAAAGGAAAGUUUUUAUACCAUUUUGUAGAAGUCCUUGCCUGCCCAGGAGGAUGCCUAAAUGGAAAAGGCCAGGCACAAACUGAAGAUGGAAAACCAGAUAAAGCACUGCUUCACCAGAUGGAAGAAGUGUAUGCUGCAAUACCUGUUAGACUUCCAGAAACCAACGUGCACGUACAAAAGAUGUACCAGGACUGGCUGGAAGGCAUGGACUCUAAGAAGGUCCAGGAAACUUUGCACACCAAAUACAGUACAGUAAAUCAAACAGCAAGCAAUUUGGAUAUUAAGUGGUAAUAAAUCAAACUGGCAAAAGAUUUGCUUAGGUUAGUUACAGAUUCAGCACUGGAAACAUUCUAUGCAAUCGCAGAUGCUAUGCACUAGCCGAGUGUAUGAAUGAGACGCUUCCUAAUUGCAGAUUAUUAUUUGUGAAGAACAAUUGCUUUUUAAAAACAGAAAGUGUCCGAAAGCCCUGGAUCCUGCCAUUGUCAUUUAACUUUUACUGUGUAUAAUCUCCUGCAUAUAAGGGAUUUAUUUACUCAAAAAUGUCAUCUUGCAAGGUACAUAAGCACCUUCUGCCUGUGGCAG